AUGCGUAAACUUUUACUUUACGCACAAAAUAAUCUAUUCAUUUUUUGCACUUUGAGUUCCAUUUUCUCGGGCUCCAAUAACUUUCGAGUUUUCGCACUUACGGAGUUUGAGUUGAGUUUGACGCGUCUCGCUCGGGGACCGAUACAUGAGGCGAUUGAGAGUGGCGCGGCUGAUUAUAAUAAGGAGGAUUGCACGUGGAGACGGGGGGAUGAUAAAGACGCCUGUCCUGAUCCCGAUGUUCAUGUUUAUCUUUACACACCGGGUAAGGAGAAGAAGCGAAAACUGAUGGAGGAGUUCAAGGGAGAUUGGCUGCAGAUGGAUUAUCAGCCGACAUUGGAGAAUGUUAUUUUGGUACAUGGUUAUGCAGGAGGUGAUGAUACUCUCCCAAUGUCCGUUCUCCGCGACGCGUACCUGAAAAACGGAAGUUACAACGUCUUCCUGGUUGACUGGGGCGCGCUGAGUGCAGCGCCAUGCUACCCGGCGGCCAUCGCGAACCUCCGGCCGGUGGCUAGAUGCCUAGCGCAAACAUUGACGACCUUAAGAAAAAUGGGGCUGCCAAUCCUGAGGACAACGUGCGUUGGUCACUCUCUGGGCGCUCAUCUCUGCGGGAUGAUGGCGAAUUUCCUCUUCUUCCGAAUGCACAAGAUCAUCGGGCUGGACCCGGCUAGGCCCCUAGUACGCCCCGGCCUCGUGAAUAGAUUAGACAGUGGUGACGCUGACUUCGUAGAGGUCAUCCACACGAACGCAGGUUACUACGGGGAAAUCGGACGGGUGGGUCACGUGGACUUUUGCGUAAAUGGCGGAAGAGUCCAGCCAUUUUGUCAAAAGAGUUCCAACGAACAGCUCUGCAGUCACGUUUGGGUUGUCUGCUACAUGGCGGAGAGUAUCUUCGGGGAUUCAAAGAGUCUAACCGCUGAACCCUGCUCCAGGAGGUGUCCAGCAGGUCCUAGGAUCAACAGCAGACCUGGUGAACGCCUCAUAAUGGGGCAGCACACACCCGUAGGGUCCCGAGGUUCCUUCUGCCUCAAGAGAACGAAUCCCCCAUUUUGUCCCGAUUUCAGCAGCAAUGGAAUUGGAGAUCAACGCUGCUGUCUUGAGAAAAUUCCCUCGGAUAGGGUCGAGACCGAUUUCGUUCGAUAGCUAGGGAAAUUUUCGGUGGAAAACUAUCAAUUACAAUCCCUCUAUCUCUUUUUGAUUCUGAGUUAUUCAAGGAAACUUAAAAGAACUAGAAAAUCACUAGAAAGUGAAAAAAGUCACUAGAAAAUGAAAUAAACUCCUAGAAAAUGUAACAAAUCCCUAGAAAAUGAAUAAUCCCCAGGGAAUAAAAUAAAUUGCCGAAUUCCCUAGGAUGUAAAAUUACUAGAAAGUCACUAGGAUUCCAAAAAUUCCCUAGGGGUAAAAACUCAAAACUUUAAAGUAAAAUUCUAGAAUUUUUUUUGACCGUGAUAUGAUUUUUUUAAUAUCUCACGCAAUUCAAGGGAUAAAGGGGUUCAACUAGUGUUUUUUAAUCACAAAAUUCCCUAGCUCUCGGAUGGAUUCGGUUUAAUUUAAUCACCGCAUCGAUGAAUGCAGAAGUUUGAAGUUUUGAGACAGCUGUCAUCGACUUGUCAUCAAUAGUUUCGUCACGAUCACAUUCCAAUGGUUAAUAUUCAAGUGAUUCAGGUAUA
This is a messenger RNA of Diachasma alloeum, 1667 nucleotides long. Its product is annotated as phospholipase A1 member A. The coding region runs from base 1 to 1140 and encodes 379 amino acids. The record is from RefSeq and is a predicted model, not a curated record. Gene Ontology annotation, molecular function: lipase activity. Gene Ontology annotation, biological process: lipid metabolic process. The transcript is spliced from 4 exons. NCBI's taxonomy places the organism in Eukaryota, Metazoa, Arthropoda, Insecta, Hymenoptera, Braconidae.